Molecule: messenger RNA, 282 nt
Organism: Metarhizium brunneum ARSEF 3297
Lineage: Eukaryota; Fungi; Ascomycota; Sordariomycetes; Hypocreales; Clavicipitaceae
Gene: DAD1
Product: DASH complex subunit DAD1
Cellular component (GO): mitotic spindle pole body; spindle microtubule; DASH complex
Molecular function (GO): microtubule plus-end binding
Source: RefSeq, a predicted model, not a curated record
AUGGCUAAGCGCCAACGCACCUCGGAAACGGACCCCGUCCGCGAAAAAUCCUACUUUGACCAGCAGCGCGAAGCACUCCUCAGCGACAUCGCGCUGAGUUUUGAACACGUCCUCGCCAACAUCAAUAAACUAAACCGAUCUCUUGAAUCUGUCAUAGAGGUCGGCAAUGAAUUCUCCUCCGUCGAAGCACUCUGGUCACAAUUCGAAAACGUCAUGGCAAAGGAUGAAGCGAAACACCAGGGCGAAAAGACAGAGCCACCUGGUGACGAAGGGCGUGAAUGA